Staurois parvus is the source of this 340-nucleotide messenger RNA. NCBI's taxonomy places the organism in Eukaryota, Metazoa, Chordata, Amphibia, Anura, Ranidae. The record is from the annotation of a GenBank genome assembly.
UGUCCUCCUGCUGCGUCCCCGGCCAUAUCCUCUGGCCAAUGCCGGCAUCCGUCUUCCGGGUUCCGUUCAUUGCAAGCGCCUGGACGUACGGGGGACGGAACCGGCGGGAGAUUCAAAAAUGUCAAAUAAAAUCUGAUAGUAUUACAUUACUGUAUCAAACCAUUUCACAUACAUUUUGUACCUACUGCUUUGUCCUGUGCCCUGCCUGCAUUUUUACUGUUCUUUCUGCCUGGAAAGUGAGAGACGUCCAUGGCAUCCAAAAAGCGUCCCUUUAGGUCAAAAGCGGUUUUAGACCAGCUAGAGAACAGCGAUAGUAAAUUAGAACCACUUGCAGAAUUGA